This is a messenger RNA of Aspergillus bombycis, 1350 nucleotides long. RefSeq lists its product as uncharacterized. The transcript has a single exon. The coding region runs from base 1 to 1350 and encodes 449 amino acids. Lineage: Eukaryota; Fungi; Ascomycota; Eurotiomycetes; Eurotiales; Aspergillaceae. The record is from RefSeq and is a predicted model, not a curated record.
AUGAAACUCUUUCCUGUCCCUCAAGGACUGGCUAUCGCUGCGGUUGCACUGACCAGUGCAGCCUGGAGUGUAAGAGCCGCACCAGAGACAACAACUGGGAAUCCCCUAGCUACAUCCGACCAGCAGGAGCUUGAUGCUCGUGCAAUUCAGAUCUAUCAAGAUUACCCGUUCACGGUCCUCAAGGCUGAGGCCAAGGUAGCCUAUCAGACAGCUCACGGUAUUGUGAUUAGUGACGAGGCGGCUUCUAGCCUGGAUGCAGCCAUUGAGGAACUAGUCUUCAGCGCCGUUCAAAAGGCCGUGAACAACGAUCCAUACCACCCCAAGGUCUACUGGGUCGAUUCUGGCCCGCGUACUUGGUUCGGACUGGAUGUUCCCGGCGGACGAUAUUCUUACGAUAACCCCGACUGCAUCUACCGCACCAUUCCCAUCGACGACGACGUCGAUUAUGUUGUGACAGGCUACCGCCAUUCAGUCGGUCCCACCGACGUGAGCUUCUCAUUGAUUAGCGACCCCAAUUCCCAGAACACCGUGGGUUACUUGGCGGGCAGCGAUCUGAUAGUCGACAGUGAUGGGUCGUAUACCAUCACCAUCAAUAGCUCGGCUGCCGAUGGCCAGACAAACCACAUCCAAUCUACUUCCUCGGCCGUGCAACUGUUGAUUCGCAACAACCUAGGCGAUUGGGACUCCGAAACGCCGGACAACAUCACGGUGCAAGCCGUGAGUGACACCACCGGCCAUGAUGCCAUCACCAACGCGAAGAUUAUCUCCGAUGCGAUAUGGAAUCUACAGGAAUCCGUUGUGACUUACGGCGUUGGAGCGCUCGGGCUGAAGACGAUGAUAAACGCGGUGAACACACUCUCAGCCCCGAGUCAGUCCAGCUCCCUCGGCACUCUGACCAGCCAAGCGAGCUCCUUUGGCCAUUUCGACCUCACCGACGAGGAAGCCCUCGUGGCCACCCUCACCCCUGGCCCGGCGGAUUACUUUGUCUUUCCGGUGACAAAUCCCUGGAUGAUCACCGUUGAUCCCGGUAGUAGCCUGGUUAGUCUGAAUAGCAACCAGGCCGUCGCCAAUGCCAAUGGGACGUACACGUUUGUAGUGUCUCUGACGGAUCCUGGCGUCUAUAAUUGGGUUAACACGACCGGGCUCCACGAGGGUACUAUCAUGGUGCGCUGGCAAGGGCUAGACACCUCUUCGUCGUCUGGCGACUCCGUUACUAUUGAUGUCCAGGUGGUGGCACUGUCUGAGCUAGCCUCAAUUCUUCCAAAUGGGACCCGGUAUGUCUCGGCCGAGGAGCGGGCAGCACAGCUUAACCAGCGCGCUGCAGCUUAUUCCCAGAGGUUGGAGUUCUGA